Molecule: messenger RNA, 4763 nt
Organism: Physcomitrium patens
Lineage: Eukaryota; Viridiplantae; Streptophyta; Bryopsida; Funariales; Funariaceae
Molecular function (GO): protein binding
Source: RefSeq, a predicted model, not a curated record
UGGCCCCGUCCUUGUCUUUUGUUGUUACAGCCCCUCCCCUCCCACCGUUGGGGAUUUCUUCCCCUCUCCUCCCUCCCACUCCGUCCCCUUCCUGUCUCCCCUACUCGCCCCCCUGCAUCUCCAUUGCCGCCAACUCCGCGCUGGAUUGUCCGAUUAGCCUGCUGGCGGCGUGCGACCCUGCUGCUCGUUUCCCCCUCCCUCCCGCGCUGUUUCGGCCGGCAGAUGCGUAUUUGUGGCGCAGUUUGUAGGGUUUCCGAGUGCGACGUCGGUGCUUUUUGGAGUGCAGAAUUGAGGUGUAGCACCACGGGGGUCCGGAUUAUUUUGAGUCGGGGCCAUUGAGAGGAUGGUGGAAGAGAGAGGGGACGUUGAGGGACGGGACGGGCGUAAUUUAGGGUGCCCCUGCGGGGUGGGUGCAAGGCGAGAGGUUUGAGAGCGAGUGGUUCGUGCACGUCGGGUUGCAAGGCAGCGAGAGGGAAUAGAGUCACAGCCUGCUUGAGUGCGGGCGCGAUGGCAUGCCAUUCGAGAGGAGAGUCGUUGGGAGGGAGCGUGCCGUCUGCCGAUGCAGCCGCGUCGAAGCUGCAUCCGAUGAUGGAUCUACCUCCGGAAUGGCGCUCGCGGGAGCAGCUGGAGCCCUCACCACCCUCGACAUCGCCUGCCUAUUGGGAUACUGAUGAGGAUGACGAUUCCAAUUCGUCGUGCAUGACUGGACCCAAGCCCACAGACCUGUAUGGCAAGUUCACCUGGAAAAUAGAAAAUUUUUCAGAGAUCAGCAAGCGAGAGCUGCGCAGCAAUGUCUUCGAAGUUGGUGGCUACAAGUGGUACAUUCUGGUGUAUCCUCAAGGAUGCGAUGUUUGCAAUCAUCUGUCCCUAUUUCUGUGUGUUGCAGACUACGACAAGCUAUUGCCUGGCUGGAGUCACUUUGCGCAAUUUACCAUCGCUGUUGUCAACAAGGAUCCCAAGAAAUCAAAAUACUCGGACACUUUACACCGGUUCUGUAAGAAAGAACACGACUGGGGUUGGAAGAAGUUCAUGGAGCUCUCCAAAGUUUUAGAUGGUUUUACAGUUGCUGAUACUCUCGUCAUAAAGGCCCAAGUACAGGUUAUCAGAGAAAACCCCCACCGCCCAUUUCGCUGCCUAGAUUGUCAGUAUCGGAGGGAGCUUGUUCGAGUGUAUCUAACGAACGUUGAAGGAAUCUGCCGACGCUUCGUUGAAGAAAAAAGAGAAAAACUUGGGAAGCUUAUGGAAGACACAGCUCGAUGGAACAGUUUUCAAGCGUUUUGGUCAGCUGUUGAAGAAGGCACUCGUCGGCGCCUCGCACGAGAGAAGACAGAUGUGAUUUUGAAAGCUGUGGUGAAGCGUUUUUUCAACGAGAAGGAGGUGACAUCAACAUUAGUUAUGGACGCACUUUAUAGUGGAUGCAAAUCACUGGACUAUAGGAGCCGGAGCAAGAAUGGUAAAGUUAGCGGCGUGGACGUGGAGGAAGCCAUUAACCCCAUAGUAUGGGUGGAGAAGGAUGUUUUUGUUCUUGCUGGUGACGUGCUGCUCCUACUUGAGCGGGUGGUCUCUGAAACUUUGCCCCAUUACAAGGAUGACAAGGGACCGCAAAACCGAACCAAGUUGCAGGAUGGGAGCUCCGGUGAUGAUUUUGGUAAAGACUCAGUGGAGCGUGACGAACGGCGAUUAACUGAACUCGGUAGACGAACUGUUGAAAUGUUUGUUCUGGCUCAUCUAUACACCAAUCGUGUAGAGGUCGCUUACAGAGAAGCAGUUGCAUUGAAGAGGCAAGAAGAGCUUAUUCGUGAGGAGGAGGCUGCUGGGCUAGCCGAAACUGAACUUCGAGCUAAACGGGAGGCAGCUGAGAAAGAGAAGCGGUCAAAGAAAAAACAGGCAAAGCAAAGGAGGAAGGAUCGCAAGGACAAAGACAAAGAAGCUGAAGAAAAACGUGCGCGGGUAGAACAAGAAAAUCGUCAACGUCAAUCUGAGUCUUCUAGACCCAAGGAACGAAUGUCAAAGGGGAGAGGAAUUAUUUCACUCGUUCCGGCAGAUGCUGGGGAAGUAGAUCACCUCAGUGGAUUAGAUGCAACGGAUGACGUUGUUGGUACCCUGGGACUUGCGGGCGAGGAUUGCGAUGUGGAUCACACUACCUGGGAAAGAGAUGCAUCAUACGGUCAUAGCGGCAUGGAGGCUGCUGGAUUCAGCGGGGCACAUGAAGAAAGUUCGGCACGUAAUGGUAGAGCGGCACGAAAGAAUCAGGCAUCUGCAUUAGACGAUAGUUCCUCUACAUGCUCGUCUGACUCUCUUCCUUCAGUGAGACCCUCUAUGAAUGGUGGAACAUAUAGCAUGCGACCAGGCUUGUCCGAUCAGAAUCACGCCGUUCUCACGAGAGCCAGGAGUAGAGGAGAUAGCGAUGGAUAUGAACAGGAUGGGAGGUUUUUAGAAGCUGAUGGUACCAUCAUGCGUGCGACUGCUCUGGAUCCCAGUGGUCCUGGUGAAGCUAGCAGCAGUUGCAGUUCUGCAGGGGUGGAUAAUGAGACUGUGAUUCUUUCACUUAGGGAGCGUGUACGGUGGCUUGAGCAACGUCUUUGUGAAAAGGAUGAGGAGGUUGUAAUGCUACAGGAGCAGGUUAGCCUGUUCCAACAUCAAAUGAGACUAGACAGACCCUCUUCUCAUAUUAGUCUGCCAGAAGAAGCUUCUGUAGGAUCUAGACCUAGUGGUGCGUCGAGUGCCCCAAGUUCCUCACCAGCCGAUGAAAGUAGCAGCGGCUUUUCCUCUGCAACCCCUGAUGUGGAAAAGUUAACUGGCCAACAGAUUAGAUCAAGCAAAACAACGGCAAGUACGAAUAACGCAAAUGAUCAUUCACCAAUAUUCAGUGGCAACGGAACAGCUGCAGGUGGUGCAGUUUAUAACGGAGACAACAAUAGCAAGUGGUUUCUACCUUUUGCAGGGAACAAUGUUGACAGUAGUAGCAGGCAUGGUCUGAAUUCAGCUGAAGUGGAAGUUGGCACGCCCAGACCAUCUGCCUCAGCAAAAACCCGCUGCAUUGAAGUGUCCAGGCCGCCUCGUGUAGGCAUGCCUCCAUCAUCAUCAGGAGCUAGUUUGGCCGCUGGGGUAGAAGAAACAAGUUCAAGCUAUUCCGCCACCUUUUCUGCAACUUUACCUGUGAUUUCACGUCCUGCAAGUGCACCUGGUUUGGUACCUCCUCAGAGACCAGGCAGUCUAGGCCCUAUUUUGCAAGCUCAACCUCCGCUAUCGCGAUCUGUGAGUGCAGCAGGCCGAUUGGUCUUGGGUGCAGGAUCUUCUGUAGGAGCCCAUUGUAAUGGAAAUACGCAUAUUAGCCCUCCAGUGUCUCCUUCAUACAGAAAUGCUGCUGCCGGGAGAAUAAAAAGUUUAGGAGGUUUAGCUUUACAUCCUGUUGCAAGUUCUGGAGGUGUGCACGGUGGAGUUUCACCUUCCGUGUCAGGAGCAGCAACUUCAGCUGUGCUUUUUAACACUCCCGCAACGCCAAGCGCAUCCCACGCAAGUGCUCCAUCAGUAUGUUCAGCUGCACCUACAGCUUCAGCGUCCUCUCCUCCUCUGACACCUUCCAAGAUGCGGAUAGGAUCCAUGCAGGGUACCCAAAGUGGACGGACAGAGGCAGCUGCCUCCCCGUCGGCCGCACCAGUGGCUCUGCAAUCUCCCGUGAUUUCGCAGGGUUUACCAGAGUCCUUGUCAAACGAUUUGCUCCUACAAGAGUACAGCUGUAGCCAGAGCGUUGCAAGUGGGAGGCGAUCACCAGCCGGCAUCACUUUUGGGACUGUGACUCCGGAGGUGCUGCAUCAGCAGCAGGAGGAAGAAGGGGAUGAGGGGGAACAAGAGCGUGCGCAACCACGGCAGAAGGAUGAGAGGGCACAUCCACAAUUUCAGACAUUGCCACUUCUCAAACAAGAAUCCAUGGAACUUCACAAGCAAGAGAACCUAAUUUUUCAGGAGGGCCUUUCAAGACAUCACUCUUAUGGGCAACAAGCCCAUCAAAGGCCUGUCCAUUCAAGCCUGUUACAUGAAAAUGGGGUUUUAAGUGGGGAGAGGCAUAGCAUGAUAUCCUUAAUGGAAUCCGUUAAUAAUGGAGGAGUUAUGGCAGAAGAAUUCCCACACCUUGACAUUAUUAAUGAUUUGUUAGAGGACGAUCAAGGAUGCUUUGGGUUGGCACUAAGUGCGAUGCUCCAUCAACCAGGGUCUACUCCGUUCUCCAACCGUCAUCUUGGUGUGCCAAGUCACCCUGGUAUGCUCAAGCACAACCAAUAUGGCCAGCUUCCUUCAGACAGCAAUGCUGUGAAUAGUGAUGGAAGUGACAGAGGGAGGACAUCAGAUGAUGAGCGAAUGCACAUGCACGAAGGGAACACUGCCAACAUAAGGGAAAACAGGCGUAUGUCUGUUGCUUUUUGUCACCAACCUUUGGGGAGACUGCAGAGUCAACACAGUGGCCACCUUGAUAGUAUGGCACCUCAUUAUUGGCCAAUUACAAGUGCAGGAAUAUCGGCAGGAAACAACGUGAGAAAUGGUCUAGAUAGCCGCAUGAGCUAUUCUCUUGUGCAAAGCCAUCAUGUAUCUGUUCAGGAUUGCUCGGGAUUCGCUUUGGGGCAUAAUGGUUAUUCUGUGUAUGCUCCUGGUCAGCAGCCUUAGAUGAUAGCCUGCCGUCCCUGUCAUUCGAACUGCUCCUUUUUCACCCUAAGAAAACUUGAUUACUCUUGGAUCUUUUGAGAUGCAUUUUUCAUUUUAACUGGGCA